CCGAGAAGAAGAAGGGUUCAGUUACUCGCUGGCUGUGAUAGUGUUUAUGUGGUUGCUACUCUCUUCUUCCUUCUCUCUGUCUCUCGCCCACGUUGUCACUGGCCUAGACUCGUGAAACUCCGUGAAGGUAUUCCAUAAAAAGAAAGGAAAGUGAUAUUAUAUUUAAAAUAAAUUUAGAUUACCAAGGAGAUAUCUUGGUGAAAAAGAGGUCAAAGUAUUAAAAGAUAAAUUAAUUUUGUGAAGUGAUUAAAGUGAGAAUAUAUGUUCAUGUGAGUAGAAAAGGUCAAACUCCGCAGGAUUAUGAGGCUUAAGGAGCAACAGCGGGGUGAGCGGGGUUGCUCGGGUCCUCCUCCUCCUUCAUCGUCGCCUACGAAUAGCACCAGCGGAGGAGGAGGAGGAGGGGGAGGGGGAUGUGGGUCCUCAUCCAAAGUUCGCAAAGCCUCCUACUACGUGUGGUUUCUCGGUGCUGAGGAAUGUCGAGGGCUCCGAGGGGCAGAAUGCGUGAGACCCGUCGUGCAUUACUUGGUGGGACGGGAACGAGAACACGAGCCAGACAAGGUGACCCUACAGGUGUCCGGUCGGGGCAUCAAACUGCUGCAGGCAGGUAGUACCAACGGCAGGACACACACCCCCACCAAGCAUUUCAUUCCAGCCUCCGCUGUCACCUAUGUCCAGCAGGAGUCGCGACCCGAUGACGACAUCGUCUCUGCCAUUCUUUUGAUCUACAACCCCUUGACGAGAUGCCCCGUCCACGUCCACACCUACCGUUGCGACUCCACAGAAACGGCUACUCUGUUGCGCGAGCAUUUAGCACAGCUGGUUGAUCGUCCUGACCAACAAGCGAAAUUGGCAUCACUCGAAUCGCGUUUGGCCGCUCGCGGUCUCCUUCCAGCAUCGAUCUCCAGCAGAGGGUCAGAUGGCGCCUCGACUGGGUCGUCCACGUCCUCCGGGGCAGGUGGCAGCAGUGGCGGUCGUUCUCCUGGGGUCAUAUCGGCUGCAGCCAAUCCAAACAUGGCUACCCUUUAUGAUUCCUUGGCAGCGGAACUGAGAGAGAAGUUGGGCACGCGGGCCGGACCUCUCCUGCUACCCCCUAAGGACUACGACACGCUCAACCGAAGUCGAGGUCGACCUAUUGACAGCCGUCGAAAUGCGCCCGUCGCUGGUCGUAAGAGCAACGAAGACGACUCUGCUAGGUCGUCUGGUAUCGGAAGCGACGACGCCCCUUCCCCAACUCAUGACCCAGAACUCCAGCCCUUGGAUCAUCACUCUUCUUCAGGUGUGCACACUUCACAGGUCUACAUUCACAGUUCGCCCUCUCCUUGUGACCGCUUUUCACCAGAUGAGGAAUGGGAAGCUCAUGGAAGUACAGAAGUCCGUGGAGAAGCAGGCCUAAUCCUCGUCCAGCCGUCAUGGAAGGGCCGAGACCCAACCAACCAUAUGCAAGCUCGAGGUGUCCCAAGAGGCAGUCAUCCUCAGCAGGGUUAUGUCCCCAGGAGUCAGUCACCAACGCGAGGCCGCCCUCGUAAUAGCCAUCACUCUCCCGUUAGGAUUCGCCAUGGAUCCCCCACCCGCACCCCUAGGGAUGUGUCUCCUAUCAGACCAGUUCACCAGAAGAAGACUCCUCCAAGAAGGCAACACAAUUCAAGAGAAAGGAGUGAAUCACCUGUCUCUCCUCGAGAGAGGUUCCAGGAUGCAAGAGAUAAAUUCCGAUCAUUAGAGAGGGAGUGGCAGCGCCAUGAUCGUCCAGACUGCCACAGUCGCUCACAUGCCCAGACAGGCAUUACACGUACUCCAUCAUGGGAGCCUCACCCAAGGCCAUCUGGAGGCAUGAGAGAAACCCGAGGAGGACCUACGGAUCAUCUUCAAGGAAGUCGAGAUGAAGGAAUGUGGCCCAAGAGUGAUCGUGACACUGGAUAUGGAUCUAGAGAUGGACUGUUAAGAGAAAGAAAUCGGGGAAGAGAUUAUGAUCGUGGUUAUGGCACCUGUGACACACGAGACUCAGAUCCUUGGAAGCGGGAAAUUGGCCGACGUACACCAGAUAUCUGGCAAAAGGAAUCCCGGCCACACAGCCCUUCCAGAGUUCCAAGAGGCCGUAGCCCAACACGAGAUUACAGAGUUCCAAGAGUUAGAUCCCCAGAGCGCCCAGACUACCAAAGGGCAAAAUCUAUGCAUGACUUGAGUCAGAGAAAAUAUACUCAGGAGGAAGAAAAACGAUUAUCUAAUGACCCAAGGCGACGGUCCAUGUAUGACCAGGCAGAUGACCCUCGACCUUUGAGGGAAUCGCGGUCUGGACGCAGGUAUAGAUCACAAGCUAGCCUCCGUCGUCAUAAUUCUUGUAGCUCAGAUUCAUGCCAUUCUGCAGGAAGCUAUAAUGAGAUUCCCACAAACAGAAGGUACCCAGGGUUGGACCGAGCAACAGCUCGCCCAGAUCCUUUAGAAACCAUACGAUCCCCAUCAUAUAACAAUCACCUUAAUCAAAAUAAACGAACAUAUGAUUACCCAGUUAAUGGUGGUACUGCUGCUGUUCACAUUAGUCGGGCACCACAUGAGGAUUAUCGGAGAUUCCGGUAUGAUCAUUCAGUCACACCACAGUUUAUUCGCUCUACAUCAGUCCCUACGGCUCAGUACUGAGGGUGAUACAAUACAAUUUUUUAAGUGAUUAAACAUUCAAGCCAUCCAGUGCAGUCAUUUUUUGUAGUGGACAAAUGAUCUAUAUAUUUUUGUAUAUAUAUGUGCUUAAUACAUUACAUACACCAUACAGCAGUUAAGGACAUGUCAACACAAACUUAAGGCUUCUGCUUGAUCUCCCUGAAUAAAAUGCAAUGCCUAAGUGCUUUUCAACAGUCUCUAUGAGUAGAGUAUUUAGCUAAUAUUAUGGCAUUCAUGUGGGCCUUUUUUGUUCAUAGCAACUAUAGUAUAACCAUGACAACAAUAUUUAAGUAACCCCUGAGCAUGGAUCCUAUUUCCACGAUUGGCGAAAUUCUGAUAUUUGUUGCUGUUCUGAAGUAUAACAUACAGCAACCCAUGAAUCAGCAUUUUUGCAAAGAAAUGAAUCUAUAUUAUUUGCUUGUUAUUAUGUUGUAAGGCCUAUUAUUUAGAAAUAAAAAAAAGUUUACCAUAUUGUUUAUACGAACUUUGUAUACUUUUACUUUUAACUUGUUAAUUAUCCAUCAUAACAUCACUUUCAUACUGAUUGAAGCAGUAAAAUCCUUUUUGCUAAUCACUGGACACUAAGCAGCAGUUCUGACAUUUUGUUAUUUGUGUUUUUGAAUGGGUUUUUAAGGAAAUAACUAACUUGCCUAUGGAUUGUUGAAUAUUUAUGUUUCAAGAUUAAUACUGCACUUUCUAAUUCCAGUAAUCAUUUAGCAGUAAUUAUUUGUUGUCUCCCAAUACUGUGCUAUGAAUAUAUUAAACACGUUAUAAGAGUCCUGAUUGCAAUGUUUAUUACUUUAGAGCUGAGCAACAUUCUCAUAGAAAGCAAGAGGUGUCAUUAAACUUUAGCGAAGGAGCUAAAUGCCUAAAUGACAGCUUUUUAAACUCCGACCUGAUUUUUUGAAUAAAAAGUUACUUGCUGUGAAUAUGGUUAAGCUUUUGAAAUAUAUACUCAUGCCACCGACUUGUUUUAAGUAUGUUGGUAACAAGCUAAUUAAUUCCUAAAUAUUAAGUACUUCUGUGAGGUGGAUAGGUUCAACUGUAUUCUAACAGGCUGGCUGACAGAGCGAUAUAAGUGUAAUUGUUAUAACUCAUACAUAACUUGUGUGAUGAUGAAAAGAUAAUGAAAUCACAGAGUUUAAUCUCUAAACUCUUGGGAUGGUCCAAAACAUUUGCUUGCUCUUGGUCAAUUCCUUAAAUUUCUGAAAACGAUAUGCACCAGCUAUUGUAAUGGCAAUCUGAUAUUUCAAAUAAAAUACUGAUUUAAAUAGUCAUACGACCCAUAGUUUCUUUUUAUUGAUUUAAUUUUGUUGCAAAUUUAUUGUACUUAAUUUCAAGUAAGCACUAUCCACCUAGCAAUCAUCUGAGCUCAUUAUGUUUUAUAAUUUGCAUCAAUUUUGUUAAUUCUGAUUUAUAUACAACCACCUCCCAAAUGAUUGUUUUUGUACAUAUUGCUGAACUAGGUUAAAUAUCUUUAUCAUAUUCCUUCACCUACCAGUAGUCACUACAGAUAAAAUGCAAACAAUUUUCUACAGAUCUUUACAUCAUACAGAAUACAUAUCCUGGAUGUCACGUUUCAUUUCCUGUAAUCUGCACUUUACAGUCCAGAACUGGAACCUCAUUCAGCACCAUUACUUGAAAUUUUAUACACAGGGAUAAACUAUGAAUUUAGACGAUUUUACACAUACAGUACGUACAGUGAUAUCCACAAUCUUCUUUCUUCCCAAAAUGCCAGUCUGGCAAAAAAAAUAUUUGUAAAAUGCUACCAAAACACUCGUGGUCUGCCAUACAUUUCAUCUCCCACUGUAGGUGUUUAGGUGGCUUGGAAACAAUUGCUGGUAAGAGUUAAGAAAGAGAGACAAAUUCUUGAUUUAUAUAUCCUUGAUAUUCAUUACAUUAUGAAACGGGAAGUUGUCCCUUCUGUUAAACUCAAAAGUUUGUUUAAAUUCAGUAUCAUGUUUCCUCAAUGAAAUCUUUUUAACCCUAUUUCCACAAGGUAGAUAAGUGGAUAUAUAAUGUAUAUAGUGUGUACAAAUGUGAAGUUGUAUGUAAAUUAUGUGACAACUCUUUUAAACCAUUGUAUUUGUGAUGUGGUAUAUCUUUAAUAAAGAUUAUCAAGGGAGAAA
Macrobrachium nipponense is the source of this 4778-nucleotide messenger RNA. RefSeq names its product serine/arginine repetitive matrix protein 2-like. The record is from RefSeq and is a predicted model, not a curated record. Bases 301 to 2631 code for a protein of 776 amino acids. The transcript has 4 exons. NCBI's taxonomy places the organism in Eukaryota, Metazoa, Arthropoda, Malacostraca, Decapoda, Palaemonidae.